Molecule: messenger RNA, 4988 nt
Organism: Pteronotus mesoamericanus
Lineage: Eukaryota; Metazoa; Chordata; Mammalia; Chiroptera; Mormoopidae
Gene: SH3BGRL2
Product: SH3 domain binding glutamate rich protein like 2
Exons: 7
Coding region: 1-978 (325 amino acids)
Cellular component (GO): cytoplasm
Source: RefSeq, a predicted model, not a curated record
AUGGCACCUCCUUUGCAUGUAACCCUUUCAGGGUCUUUAGAAGGAGCAGUGAUUAGCAGACAGCACUGCACUGGUAACAGUGGCAUUGCUGACAUGUUGCUAUUCAGUACUGCAGAAUUGUCUCCUCGAGCACCACACAUCCUUAACGGUGACUCCAGUAUGCAGUUGUUACUUUUAACCAAGGAAGAAAUGCAAGAUGUAGCAAAUUGCAGGAAAAUGGAGUCACUGGGAAAACAGUCGCGCCCAGCCGCACUGACCCCGCCGCCGCCGCCGCCACCGCCGCCGCCGCCACCGCCUCCUGAGAGCCCAGCCCACCCCAUCCCGAAGGCCGCAGGUCGCUGUAGCUUGCCCCACCUUGAUAGCCCUGGUCCACCAGCCACCCCAGGGAAAGACCGAAACUACAACUCCCAUCAUGCCCCGCCCCCAUUUCCCUCCUCCCUCUCCACCUCCUCCUCCACUGCCUCGGCUGGCGGCGGAGAGGCGCUGAGGUUUUUUAUCUGCAGACCGGGAGGGAGGGAUCUAGAUCCCGUUGAUCUUACCCGAAGGGAGCGCUCUACCCAGUGGCGCCCGCGGUUCUCAGCCGAAUUUUGCCUCCGCGUCCGCGCCAGCCCAGAGCCCAAGGGGGCAGACGGUGCGUCCCGGCACUGCAAGAGGAUGGUCAUCCGCGUGUUCAUCGCCUCCUCUUCGGGCUUCGUGGCGAUAAAGAAGAAGCAGCAAGAUGUGGUUAGAUUUCUGGAAGCCAACAAGAUAGAGUUUGAGGAGGUGGAUAUCACAAUGUCAGAAGAGCAGAGGCAAUGGAUGUACAAAAACAUUCCCCCAGAAAAGAAGCCUGCUCAGGGCAACCCUCUGCCACCUCAGAUAUUUAAUGGUGACCGAUACUGUGGAGACUAUGAGAGUUUUUUUGAAUCAAAGGAAAGCAACACAGUCUUUUCAUUCUUAGGCCUGAAAUCACGGUUGGCAUCAAAGGCAGAACCUUAGAGAAGACAAGCGGAAGAUGAUGGAGAUGCAUUUUGGAGCACCCCCUGGUACUCGGCACACACCUGCUUACCUAAUGCAUCACUGUGACAAAAGCCACAUUCAUCAUCAGUAACUUUGCUUGCAUUUGGAGAAGGUGUUUUUGGAAGAUGUGGGUGUAAUGGGAUUGCAUGAUUGCUUUAAACCAAAUCAGAACUGUGGUGGAUUUUUUCUUAUUUUCAGAAUUGCCUGCAGUUGCCUCACUCACCUGGAGGUACUGUAACCUGUUACAGGUGUGCUUCCUUAGUGACUGAAAGAUAAGUGAGUGGCCCCAUCAGAGAAAAUGUUGAAUCUGCCCUAGGUUGUAGUUGGUGCCAGUAUUGCUCAGACCUGCUUCUCUUUAAGCUGCCUGGAAUGUAUCCUUAAAAUUAGUCUGCCAGGCUAUUAAAAUCUAUUGAUCAAAAAGAAAAUAAAAAAGAAAUGCUGGUUGACAAAGGGAUGAAGAUUUAGAAUCACAAAUGUCACCAUUUUAAUGCUUUGUAAUAACUCCUACAGAAAAAGUUCGAUGUUCUAGCCUCAUUUUGGUAACGUAAACUUUUACCCCCGUAACUUCUUCAAGCUUCUACAUAUGUUUCCAGAAAUCACGGUUGCAACAGUGUGUGUUCAGACCCAAGUUAUAGGGAUGAAAAUAAUUGCUAUUUUGGAAAAUAGAUGCUUCUUUAUCUCUUGCAAGGGGAAUGUUUCACCUAAAUGCAUAAGAAUGCUUAAAAGAUAUAUUUUAAGAGGUGCACUAAUUAGAUAAUAAAUUUAUAGGAAAAGUAACUGACUCAUAUCUGAAGGCAUUUUCAGCCCUAGCAACUUAUUAUACUUAAGUGCACACACAUAUCAGGAUAUUUUUAAAUGCAGCUACCCUAACUAACAGCUGCUUAUUCUAUUUUGUGAAGGGAUUAUAUUUUUUUGAGAAAGGAAGACCUUGGUUGGAUAUAUUUUGUGAACUGCUGAUGAGGCAUAUUUAAAAGGUACUAAUAUUGCUGCACAAUUUAAUUUUUUUUCCUGUCUUACUUUCCAUUGGUUCUCUGAUUUUGCUAGUUCAUAUUUCUGGUCAAUACAUAGUCCCAGAUUUUUCAGAGCAAUGUAGACACAUGCUCUCAUUCCAUAGACAAGCUCAGUGAGUUUCAGAGCAGCAUAUAUGAGAAAGGGGCCUUUGGAGAUAAAUCUCAAUUGUACUUGGCAUGCAAAAUCUUUACUCCCUUUGGAGUGGAUGCUUAUAAACACUGAACUUGUCUGUUGUAUCAGGGCAGAGGCUCCUUUUUUGCAUCUUUGUCCCUGCUUAUAUUUUUUAGAGUUUUUAGUUGCCAAAUGUGGGAACAGUCUUGAUUGACUAGGAUCAGCUAUCGGAGGAUUGCCUAAAAUGUUCUGCUAUUCUCAGCAUUGUGAUGCUGGACCUGCCAUUUAGAUUCUGAGCAGGAAGUUUAUAAGAAAUUGAAAGAACAAAAGAAUUAAAGCCCCGUCUCAUAUGUCCUCUCACCCUCCAGCUUGCUAAAUGUGGACUUGUUAAAUGCUAAAGCUGAAAUCCCAGCCUGAGAUUUGUGGCCCAGGACUACAAUCAGAAGCAAAGUAUGCCACAGAUUUCUACCUGACUGGAACAGAUACAUGAUCCACAGUUCUUUCUCCAGGGAAAGCUAUUGUGAAAUCAUGGGUCUUACUGCUUAGUUGGCAUUAAAUAAGAUCCAGGUCAAAUUCCAUUUGAUAAAUCCCAGGGACUAUCCAGGAAUUUUUUUUACCUGGAUAAUGUGUUUGAGUCUUCUGAUAAGACUUAAAAUUUCUUUUUAAGCUAGAGCAGUUAAGAUUUUUUUUAAUGUUACAGUAAUGAUCUAAUUUAUAUUGUCUACUCUUGCCAACGAGCACCAAGAACUAACUUGUUAAGAUCGAGACUUUGUAAAUUGAAUUACUGUGGCUCUGGUAGGCCCAGUAUGAUUCUCCUAAACAGACUAGAUGAAUGGUAGUGCUAAAUUACUAUCACAGUUACACACUGUCUACCCCUCACCCCACUUUUUUUUUAAACCAGCAAAGAAAUAGGAGAGAUCAUCCUCUGCUGGUGCCAUACUUGUUCUGAGUGAGCUAGAAGCAUGCCCAGGCUCUGCAGGGUUCUGAGGGAUUGCCCUCUGGGACCACACUGUCUUCAGAGAAUAUUGUGUCCUUCCUCGUACUGUUUUACCAGCUGAAUUUCAAACGUGUAAUGAUUUUCUCAUUCCCUUCUUUAACAAGCUGCCUUUAGAUUUAGGUAACCACAGUCUUAACAGCCUAGGAAAGAAAGUGGAUGGGAAUUGCAGGCAUAGAUAUAAUUUCAAGGGCAUUGCAAGGCAGAAUGUUUAUUUCCUGUAGGACACUUGUUGGGACAAAGGAAAUAUGCUGCCAGAAAUCAAAGUAUGCCAUUUUAAAAUCAGCAAAAAUACAGAGUGCCAUCCUGCUAGGUAUAUGCAGACCAGAGGGAAAUUUAGUUGGGGAAAUACUUGUUUUUUUAACAAAUUCUGGUGUUCUACUAAAAUCAAAGAGGAGAGAAGAAGAUUUUUUUUUCUCAGACUUUAAUAUAUUUUAGAUUUGUUUCUGUUUUAUAGAUUUAUUCAAUAUCACCACAUAGAUGUUUUUGUAUUACAUGAAUUUAUAACGAACUAAACCUGUUUCUUCCUCUGUUAUUAAAAGGUACCAAAGUCUCUUUCUGUUUUGUUUGUUUUGGUUUUCUAAAAUUUGAUUUUGCUAUAGAGGGUUUUUUUUUUCCUUGAAAUGCUUUUCAUUUAGCAGUUUUUCUUAAGUGUCAGAGCCCACCUUGGUCUGCAUAGUUGUUAUUUUUACAUUUCAAUUUGUAUGCAUUUGUCCCUAAAGGCAUUGGUGAAAUCUCAGAUUUUAUAUUCAACAUUAAAGAGGAAUAAAUUCCAGAAAACAUGUAUUCUGAAAAUGGACUGUUUGUUCCCUACCAUUUCUUACACCUUUUCUAAUUUUAGUUCUGUGUUUUGAUGAAACCUUCCUGUUUAGUUGGGACGAUCUGUUUCCACUCCCAUUUGUGAACCCCAUACCUGCAGAUUAGUUGUAAAAAUGCAGACAUACUGUUUGACCAUUUAAGGAGAUGUAGUCUGUGUAUGUGUGUGUAUGUGUGUUGGGAGGUGACCACAGAAUCAUCUCAGACAGCAACCAGGACCAACAUGGCGUUAAAUCACUGGUCCCUUGGUUGGUUUAAAAUAGAUGACUGGUUUCCUGAAUACACUGAAGCCCCCAGCAGUGGGUUUGUUCCCCUAAUUGGGAGCAGGAAACAAGUACAGUGUAGGUGCCACCUUUAAUAGAAGGGCCCCUUUGAUGCAGCCUUCUGUGAAAGGAGAAGAAAACAUUUCUGAAGGCAGUAUCUAAAGUUGAUCUCAUCACUGAACUAUUUCAAACCUUGAACACCAAAACAGUGGGAGGGUAAAGGAAGAGAUAAAAGAGUAAAAGAGAACAGACUGUAAGUUUGCAGAAUGUGCUAAAGCAUGAAACCAAAUAAGCCACCCACUUGUAACCCUGACUUUGAAAGUUUUCCUAGUUUUUUCAGAAGUGCAAGUCAGGUUAGUUUAGUCAUCUUCCCAAUCAGCCCUUAGAAUGUUAUGAGUACUGUCUGAGCAGGACCGUAGUCUCCACCCUGAAGGAUGAGAGAAACAGAGGAGCAAAAACUGCAGUUAUAGCGGAGUGGGGAAGGAUGAGUUGAGGUCAGUGCAUAGUGCUCCAGGGCAUUACCUAAAACAUGAUGGAUAAUCUUUUUCUAUGUCUUUUACAACCACGCCAAUUUAAAAUUAUUUCAUAUAUGCAGUGGAACGUAUGCGCAUAAUGUGUGUGUGUGUGUGUGUGUGUGUGUGUGUGUGUGUAAAGAAUAAUAAACAAGCCCCUGUGUGCCUGCCAUCAGCUUACUGUCUUUCCUUUCAAGCACCGUGAGCUCUUCUCUGACCCUGUCCCAUCCCAGUUUGACAGCAGGAGCCCCUUUCCUGAGCUCUUUGUUGAUCGUUGCCUUU